Oncorhynchus nerka (sockeye salmon) is the source of this 2763-nucleotide messenger RNA. It is a transcript of the gene b4galt4, whose product is annotated as UDP-Gal:betaGlcNAc beta 1,4- galactosyltransferase, polypeptide 4. Gene Ontology annotation, molecular function: galactosyltransferase activity. The record is from RefSeq and is a predicted model, not a curated record. Gene Ontology annotation, biological process: carbohydrate metabolic process. Gene Ontology annotation, cellular component: Golgi apparatus. Bases 1086 to 2153 code for a protein of 355 amino acids. The transcript is spliced from 7 exons. NCBI's taxonomy places the organism in Eukaryota, Metazoa, Chordata, Actinopteri, Salmoniformes, Salmonidae.
ACAUUGAUAGCUAUCUGACACAAUGGUCGCAGUAGCGGUUAGCUGGCUAGCUAACUAACGUUACAAUGCUAUUUGCAUUGGAUAACGAUACACUUCACGAGCUACUUACUGCUAGCUAGUUAGCUAUCUGCUAGCCUCUUGGUUGCAUAACACUGCAACCAUUUAUCAUCUUCUAAAGUAUGUGUCACUGUUCAGAGUUUGCAAAUCAGGUGAACGUAGUAUUUAAUUUUGCGUGGUGCUUAAUCAACUCUUUCCAACUUUCCAACCACCCAAAAAUAUGUCGACACCAAUCUAGUCAACGUUAGCUAGCUACUGCCAAUUUGAGUAACAUUGAAUGUGUAGCAGGCAGCAUUCAAAAAAACAAAUACAUUCACUCUGUCACAACAGUUGGGCAGAAGGCUACUAGCUAUGUCAUGUUUCAAUUCCACAACACCUAAUAGGUUAGCUAGCUAACAAGUUAGCUGCCAAUUUGUAAAGUUACCAUUUUACAUCAACUAGUUUUUUGUCAUGGGCCUGUUCUUUAGUCAUUUUAGCUUGCCUAAACACAGUUUAGAUUAGGAUUAUAGGUAUCCCAUUUUGGUUAUGUGAAGAGAAGGAGAAAUAAGAACAACUUGGCAAUGUGAUGUGUUUUAAGCUAAGCACACACAAAAGCAGUCUACAACUACAGCCUAGGAUUACUAUCCAGGACAUCCAUGAAUUGUGUGCAUUGAAAGACAAUGGCUUGAAGCCGUGUCAACAACAUGAAACCAAAGAACAAACAGAUGUACAACAGGCAGAAGAAUUGAGUGACCCACCUUCGUUCACAUGGACUGGAUUUUCUCUGAAUUUAAACUUUGCACCAGUGGAAAAUCAACAAAAUAAUUAAAAGUAGGCCUAAUGCUUUUUAUUUUUACAUUAGUGACAAUGAUUAUGAAACUUCCUCAGAAUGUUGUGUCAUCAUGGGAUGAGUGAUCAGGGGUACUGGUGCUCUUUACCCAGUUAUUCCUUCUGUGGCUGCUGCAGAGGAGAACUAGAUGUCGUAAACCAAGACUGAAGCCUACCACAUUUUGGGGGAUUUGACGCUGAACAUCUACAACUGAGAAACCAUGGGAGUCUGUCCUGCUGUGUCUAUGUUUUUCCGCAAGUGCAAGUAUAUGAUACUGUUGCUGCUCUCCGUUUCCGUCUUGGCUUGGUACGCCACUUUUUCCGGUGAAACAGUGAAAGCAAUUCAGGGAACCCUUUUGCCAGUGCAAACACUUGCUGAUAAUACUGAGGUCCUGAGUGGAGGAGAAGGAAACUCGUGGAGAUCAGUGACACAGGUCUUCUCCAAUCCUCUCCCUGACACCUCACCACCAAAACAAAGCUGUCCUGAGAAAUCGCCACUGCUCCAGGGAGCCCUAAACCUCACAUUUGAGGACUCUCUAACGCUUAAGGAGGUGGAGAGUGAGAACAGUGGAGUGGCUGAGGGCCAAUACCAGCCUCCAGACUGCCUCGCCCAGCAGAGUGUGGCUAUCCUCAUUCCCCAUCGUAACCGGGAGAAACACCUCCUCUACCUCCUGCAUCACCUGCACCCCUUCCUUCAGAGGCAGCAGCUGCACUACAGCAUCUACGUCAUUCACCAGGCUGGAGAGGUGACGUUUAACCGUGCCAAGCUACUUAAUGUUGGGUACUUGGAGGCACUCAAGGACUACGAUUGGGAUUGCUUCGUUUUUCAUGAUGUGGAUCUGGUUCCAGAGAACGACUACAACCUAUACAGGUGUGACCAACAGCCCAAACACUUAGUGGUCGGCAGGAACGCCACAGGGUACAAAUUGCGAUACAAAGGGUACUUUGGAGGGGUGACGGCCAUGACGAAGGACCAGUUUCACAAAGUGAAUGGCUUUUCAAACACUUACUGGGGAUGGGGUGGGGAGGAUGAUGACCUUCGCAUCAGGGUGGAGCUCCAGAAAAUGGAAAUUAUACGACCCCCCCCUCUCAUAGCACGCUAUACCAUGGUAUUUCAUAAAAGAGAUAGCGGCAAUGAAAUCAAUAAAGACAGGAUGCGUUUGCUAGCACGGACACCUAAAGUCUGGAGAAAGGAUGGCCUUAACACCUGCUCCUACAGUACUCUAUCAGUUGAGAGGCCACCUCUGUACAUUAAUGUCACCGUUGACAUUGGCGAACCAAUGCACUGAGGCUUCAGAGCACCUCUCUUCGUUUACUGCAGUGUGUACAGGAUUAUUGAUCUGGCAUGUCUAUGCCUACAUGUUACUUACCAGAGGGUCGCAAACAGAAGGUUAGUGGCAGUAGCUGUUGACCAUAAUUCAUGUGAUCUACUCAGUUUUCACUGUAAACCAUUCCAAGCAGGGCAUGUAAAAUUGCUAGGUCCUCAUAAUGUAAGUCUGGUAGCCCUAUACAGUCAAACCUGGUGAUCAGGUUCUAGUGGUGAGAGUAAGACCAAAAUAUAUAUUUUUCUCUACAACAGAGCAUUAUUUGAUUUAUCCUAGACUUAAAGGGCAAUCUGCAAUUGCUAAAUCAAUUUUUGGACUUAGAACCCAACAUAUAUAAGCAUAUUUUACACCAAUGUUUGUAAACAUUGUACAUGUAAAUAAACACUGUAUAUGAUAUUUAUCCAUUGAUUCUUGAAGAAUGUAACUUUUAUAAAUGCCUAAUGAGCUUAGUUCAACUGUUGUACCCCAUAAGAACCCAACCUAUAUAAGCAUAUUUUACACCAAUGUUUGUAAACAUUGUACAUGUAAAUAAACCCUGUAUAGCCUCAAAACAUGCUUAAAAAUAUAAUUUUGA